Messenger RNA from Rangifer tarandus platyrhynchus (Svalbard reindeer), 981 nucleotides. Lineage: Eukaryota; Metazoa; Chordata; Mammalia; Artiodactyla; Cervidae. The record is from the annotation of a GenBank genome assembly.
AUGGCGGCAGCGUCUGCGGUCUUUCGGCGAUUUGGCGACUUGCUUACCCGGCGAUUGACCCCCUCUACCAACCUGGGUCUCAACCUUCGCCCAAUGAGUGGCUUUGCACAAGAGGAAGCCUCCAAAGCAGCCCCAGAGGAAGCUCCAGGCCACAGCUAUGAGUCCCUUCGGGUGACAGCUGCCCAGAAACACAUUCUGCAUGUGCAACUAAACCGGCCUGAGAAGAGAAAUGCCAUGAACAAGGCCUUCUGGAGAGAGAUGGUGGUAUGCUUCAACAAGAUUGCAGAAGAUGCUGACUGUCGUGUGGUGGUGAUCUCUGGUGCAGGAAACAUGUUCACUUCAGGUAUCGACCUCACGGACAUGGCUUCAGAGCUCCUUCAGCCCCCAAGUGACGACACGGCUCGCAUCAGCUGGUUCCUCCAUAGUCUCCUCACCAGAUACCAAGAGACCUUCAGCGUCAUCGAGAAGUGCCCUAAGCCGGUGAUCGCCGCCAUCCAUGGAGGCUGCAUUGGUGCAGGAGUGGAUCUCAUCACUGCCUGUGACAUCCGAUACGGCACCCGGGAUUCUUUCUACCAAGUGAAGGAGGUGGACAUAGGUUUGGCAGCAGAUGUGGGAACCUUGCAGCGACUGCCCAAAGUCAUCGGGAACCAGAGCCUGGUCAACGAGCUGGCCUACACUGCCCGCAAGAUGAUGGCUGACGAGGCCCUGGAGAGUGGACUGGUCAGCCGUCUCUUCCCAGACAAGGAGAGCAUGCUUGAUGCGGCUUUCACCUUGGCAGCUGAGAUUUCCAGCAAGAGCCCCGUGGCGGUGCAGGGCACAAAAAUCAACCUGAUCUACUCCCGCGACCAUUCGGUGACGGAGAGCCUCAACUACAUGAAAUCCUGGAACAUGAGCAUGCUACAAACAAAGGACAUCAUGAAGUCUGUCCAGGCCGCAAUAGAGAAGAAGGAUCUGAAGACCAUCACCUUCUCCAAGCUCUGA